AUGUCAGCUACCACCCAGUCCAUGCUCGAUCCCCACUUUGCACGAUAUCGAGAUAUUCUCAACUCUGAAAUCCCGAACCAGGUCGAGGACGCUCCUAUGGACGUCUGGGACAGGGGAGUGUUCUUGAACGAACUCCAGAGGCAGCGUAUUGCCUUGAGACCGGAUGCGAACGGUGAAACUGAUGGAUCUCUUGUUGCAGAUCAAGGUCUUGAGAAGGGGACCUACCAAGGAACUUAUGCAACAUCUUCAUUUGCGGCGAGGGGCGUCGAUGCCCCUUUUCCUGUCAAGAGAGAACUUGCAGACAAACAGGCAGUCUGCAUAUGGAGCAACCCUGCAGACAGCUAUCCUCCUCACCUGGAACUCCCUCAGAAGCUACACGAUGACCUUGAAAAAUACCAGCUGGAUAUGAACCAAAUACCAAAUUUCAACAAGGACUAUAGGGAUUAUAUUAAUGCCGUGGCACAAGCUUUUACCCAACUUGUUCCCGCCGACAUCGCCAUGGAGGGUGCACCUUUUGCGGGGCCGACCAUUCUUAAAUGCGAAGAAUACAAUCGAAGCAACCCGAGGCCGAAAACGUAUAUCAUGGAUGGCGAGAACCUUGGUAACCCUUUAGACUGGUACUCUGAUGCCCGAUUCGCUCAGCAGCUUCUAAGUGGUGUCAAUCCGUCAACCAUUACAAAGGCUUCCACCGAGAUCAUCAAAGCUUUUGCCAAUGAAGCAGGCAAGCAAGGGUUACAAAACAUGAUGGAUUUACUGUCCCAGACGAAGGAUUUUCUUGCGCCAGAUUAUUCCUACUUCCGCAAAGCUAUGCAACCAGGUUUUCAUACCCUGUGGCCAACGCUCGAUUCGUUACGCCUGUGCGCGGAUUGUCAUCUUCAGCUCCACGACAAUGGCAGGCUUCAUCCUCUAGCAAUUGCCUUGGACUUCAAGGGUAGCCUAGAAAAUUCCAAGGACGACCAGCCUUGGAGAUACGCCAAGACCUGUGCUCAAACGGCGGAUUGGGCAAAGCAUGAGGCUACAACGCAUUUGGUGGACACGCACAUGAUUGAGGAAGUCAUCAUGUUGCAACCAACCGCACAAUUCCCGGAGAACAUAUGUUGUAUGAGGUUUUGA
Colletotrichum gloeosporioides is the source of this 1113-nucleotide messenger RNA. RefSeq lists its product as uncharacterized. Gene Ontology annotation, molecular function: metal ion binding; oxidoreductase activity, acting on single donors with incorporation of molecular oxygen, incorporation of two atoms of oxygen. The record is from RefSeq and is a predicted model, not a curated record. The transcript is spliced from 5 exons. Gene Ontology annotation, biological process: lipid oxidation. NCBI's taxonomy places the organism in Eukaryota, Fungi, Ascomycota, Sordariomycetes, Glomerellales, Glomerellaceae. Bases 1 to 1113 code for a protein of 370 amino acids.